This is a messenger RNA of Oncorhynchus kisutch (coho salmon), 2605 nucleotides long. Its product is annotated as adhesion G protein-coupled receptor B1-like. Bases 328 to 2343 code for a protein of 671 amino acids. Gene Ontology annotation, biological process: cell surface receptor signaling pathway; adenylate cyclase-activating G protein-coupled receptor signaling pathway; engulfment of apoptotic cell. Lineage: Eukaryota; Metazoa; Chordata; Actinopteri; Salmoniformes; Salmonidae. The record is from RefSeq and is a predicted model, not a curated record. Gene Ontology annotation, molecular function: G protein-coupled receptor activity. Gene Ontology annotation, cellular component: dendrite; plasma membrane; postsynaptic density. The transcript has 15 exons.
CAGAAACCUGAGCAGCACGGCGUCUGGCUCACAGAUAACCUUUCAUCACCAUUUUCACUGCGUUUUAUGCGCUCUUGCUCGAUAACCGCGGAGAUGCAAAAGGGGAUUUGGAAUUAAAUAGCUGGUGUCUGUAACGUGGUGGGGGAUUUGACUAGCUUUCCCCCGUUUUUAUUCACCGCAGCGCUCUCUCUCUCUUCCCGCAGCUCUUCGCUGCUCGGAUCGUGGUCUGCCAGGGGCUGCAGAGCCGUGCCUGUCGACUCAUUGAGAACCAAAUGCGUGUGUAACAGACUCUCAACCUUCGCCAUUUUAGCACGGCUAAAUCCUGACAUGAACAUGGAUAAAAUGCAGCUUCCCUCUGUGACGCUGAUGGUGGGCUGUGGAGUCUCCUCUCUCACCUUGCUGCUCCUCAUCAUCAUCUAUGUGUCGGUCUGGAGGUACAUUCGCUCUGAGCGCUCCGUCAUCCUCAUCAACUUCUGCCUCUCCAUCAUCUCCUCCAACGCCCUCAUCCUCAUUGGUCAGACGCAGACACGGAACAAGGUGAUCUGCACGCUGGUCGCUGCUUUCCUGCAUUUCUUCUUCCUGUCGUCAUUCUGUUGGGUUCUGACAGAGGCGUGGCAGUCAUACAUGGCUGUGACUGGCCGGCUGAGGAACCGCAUCAUCCGCAAGCGAUUCCUGUGUCUGGGCUGGGGUCUACCUGCUCUGGUUGUGGCAGUCUCUGUGGGUUUCACCAAAGCUAAGGGAUAUGGCACCGUCAACUACUGCUGGCUGUCUCUGGAAGGUGGUCUGCUUUAUGCGUUUGUGGGACCGGCUGCCGCUGUAGUCUUGGUUAACAUGGUUAUCGGGAUUCUCGUAUUUAACAAACUGGUGUCCAAAGACGGCAUUACUGAUAUGAAACUGAAGGAGAGGGCAGGGGCUCCUCCUCUCCAAUCAGGAACACCUCAAUCUCAGCUCCCCCUUUCCACCUCGUCACUGAUUCGGGCGUCGCUGUGGAGCUCCUGUGUGGUUCUGCCUCUCCUGGCCCUCACCUGGAUGUCUGCUGUCCUGGCCAUCACCGACCGCCGCUCCUCCCUCUUCCAGAUCCUGUUCGCUGUGUUUGAUUCGCUGGAAGGCUUCGUCAUCGUCAUGGUGCAUUGCAUCCUGCGCCGAGAGGUUCAAGAGGCAGUGAAGUGUCGGGUAGUGGACCGCCAGGAGGACGGGAAUGGAGACUCAGGGGGAUCUUUCCAGAACGGACACGCUCAGCUUAUGACUGAUUUCGAGAAAGACGUCGACAUGGCUUGCAGAGGAGGUACUCUGAAGCGUUCCUCUCUCCAGGGUGAUGAGAAGCCAUCCUCCCAGCCCCUGACCCUUCAGAAGGGCUCUAACUUCAACACCAUGCCUGCCAGCAUGGCCAAGGUCCACCUCCAGAAUGUGGCAGACUACCCCAGUCAUACUCUCACCCUGCGCAGGGAGAAGGGUGGCGCCACCAAGGGCAUCAGCACCGAGCUGCCGGGAGCCAAGUCCAUCUACAUCUGUGACGGGGAGCUCUUUAAACAGCUGGACGGGGAGCUGUCUCCACAGGGGACAGGGGAGGCCGGGGGGCCUGAGGGCACAGGGUACAUCAUCCUGCCUAACAACAACAACACUGGCACCCUGGGGCGGCCCGGAAAGGGCAGCAAGGAGGACACGACGGCCAAGUACAACAUCAGCAUCGAGCAGCAGAUGCCCCAGACCAGGCUCAUCCACCUGGCCAACUCGGCGGGGGUGGAGGGCGUCCCAGGUUUCGCGCUGAAGAGCCUGCCUGCAGACCUGGUCAGUGUCUCCUGCUCAGAGAGGGAGUCGCCCGUCCACAACAUGCAGAACGUCUCCGGAGAAUCCCACAUGACCAACAGCAUGUGUGAACAGGGUGAUUCUGGGAACUCUGGAAUGAUGUCCAAGAGCGAGACCGUGUCCACGCUCUCCAUGAGCUCCCUGGAGAGACGAAAAUCUCGCUAUGCGGAGCUGGACUUUGAGAAGAUCAUGCACACACGGAAGCGUCACCAGGACAUGUUCCAGGACCUGAACAGGAAGAUCCACAGUGCAGACCAGGACAGGGCGUCUCCGCCUGGCGAUGGGAAGGCAGGGAAGAGGUGGAGUGUGUCCUCAGCAGGCAGCGACAAGACCAUCAUGAGUGACAAGCAGCAGACACCCAGUAAGAGGGCCUGGGAGGGUAUCAGGAAGACCCAAUCUCCCCCGUCGUGGAUGAGGAAGGACCUGGAGCCCUUGGCGGCCUCUCCCCUGGAGCUGCAGAACGUGGAGUGGGAGAAGGCCAGCGCCACCAUCCCUCUGGUGGGACAGGAGCUCAUGGACCUGCAGACAGAGGUGUGAGACUGAGACAGAGAGACAGACGGAGAGAGAGCAGCCAACCCUGUCCCCCAGCCCAGCUCUCAGACAGACAGACAGACAGACAGACACCUUCCCUUCCCGCAGCUCCACGUCUCAAUCUCACUCUAAGAACCAACGACCAAAUGAUCAAUGACCAACGAAACGGGCAGGGGUGAGUGAGAGUGAGUGAGUGAGUGAGUGAGUGAGUGAGAGUGAGUGAGAGAGAGUGAGAGAGAGUGAGAGAGAGUGAGAGAGAGAGAGAGAG